CGUGCUUUGGGCGUCCAUUUACUUUUUUGAACCUUGGGCCCGCCCGUACGUAUAGGCUAUAGCUGUCGAUGCCGCUCCCGAGGGCACCUAGCCUGCGGCGAGUGGCAAAGAGCGAUGGCUCGCUUUCCAUAACAAACGAUAUGCCGUCUUCACCGGACUACCUUGAAGCGCUGUGUGGCUCCUUAUCGAAUCCUGAUAUUCUUGGUGGUCAACUUUCAUAUGAUGAUAUGUUCACUUGUGCGGAGUGUGUGAAGCGGACCCGUGUCUUUCCUAUUCUCAUCGCAACCAUCUUCUACCACCUGCGAUGCUGCGUCGAUGAUCAAGGCCUCUUCCAGGAGUUCUUGGAUAAGACAUAUCUAUGGAGGUCUCUAUCCGACCUGGAGCUCCUCACUAAGAGCUCGGAAGUACGCGACGAGAUUCACUCUCUUUUCACGAAGUCUAAACUCGUUUAUCCUAAUUGUGGAUGCUCUAUCUCUGUUUCUCGAGAUGUGGAAGAAAACACCUGCCAGUUGGAUUUCACUGUCACGGCGGAUGCUUUGACUUCGAUUUUUGGCUCUCGGACUGUCAGACGCGAGCUGCUGGCUCUAAGGGGCUCAGCCGCUCAAGCUACGAUCGAUGGGCUACAUAGCUUACUUCCCUCGUCAAGCUCCGAUUCAUUGGCAAUGAAGCAAAGUCGGUACGGGGCGGAAGUUCAGCGCCUGUUGUACAAGCUAUGUCGCAACACCGGACUCCAUCCUCGCGCGCUUGAACUGCGUGACGUUGAUGUAAAUCGGGACGCCAUUGUCGGCAGUGGUGGGUUCAGUGACGUUUACAAGGGCCGCUUUCGUGGCACGGACGUUGCUGUUAAGCGCGUGAGGAUGGUACAAAAUAGCAUAGAUCGCACUAUGCAGGAGUUCGCGUCGGAAUUGAUCUUUUGGUCUCAGCUUCGGCACCCGAACUUACUAGGACCCCACGGUGUUUUUCAUAUAGACAGAGGACCAUGUCUUGUCUCUCCUUGGAUGGAGAACGGGAACAUAAGGAACUACUGUAAAAUGCACCCUGAUGCAACAGUUGACCCGCUGAUGCUAGAUAUCGCACAAGGGUUGGAAUCUUUGCAUACCCAAGAACCAGUCAUCAUCCAUGGCGACUUGAAGCCUGACAACGUUCUUGUCAACUCGUCUGGAAGAGCUGUCAUUUCCGACUUUGGCUUGUCAAAGAUCGGUGGGUCUAGUCUCAUUGAACCCACGACACAGUCGUAUACGCAGUCAAUGGCUCGCGGAGGGACGUACCGCUAUCAGUCUCCAGAACUCUUGAAGGGUGAGACCGGUGUCACUAUCAGUAGCGACGUUUACGCUCUUGGGUGUAUUUUCUAUGAACUAUACAGCAAUCGUGUCCCAUACGAGGGGCGUCAUGAGGCAGCGACAAUCUGCGCCAUAUCCAGGGGCGAGCGCCUCGAGCGCCCACCUGAAAUGGGUGAUGCCAUGUGGAGCCUAACCAGCGCAUGCCUCUCUUAUGAGCCGGCGGAUCGACCUUCGGUCAGUGAGGUGGUCGAGAUUCUCACCUCUAUGGUAGAGGAUAAAAGACCGCCACCGUCUACGGAUCAGAACGACUGGGUUGUGCCGUAUGAGCAUGAGCAACCCAAGCAGCAUGGCGGAGGCAUGUGCUCACCACAUGAGGUCUGGAAAGCCGAUACCAAGUCCUGCUCGGAACAUUGUGUAUCAGCGACGAAGAAGUCGCCAGUGGCAAUCCGUUUCGAAAUCUUCCGGGAUGGUUCUUCAUCCAUGCGUCAUGCAACCGUCCCUUGUCAAGCCCAUGUCUGGUAA
Coniophora puteana RWD-64-598 SS2 is the source of this 1802-nucleotide messenger RNA. RefSeq names its product kinase-like protein. Gene Ontology annotation, molecular function: protein kinase activity; ATP binding. The coding region runs from base 69 to 1802 and encodes 577 amino acids. The transcript has 9 exons. The record is from RefSeq and is a predicted model, not a curated record. Gene Ontology annotation, biological process: protein phosphorylation. NCBI's taxonomy places the organism in Eukaryota, Fungi, Basidiomycota, Agaricomycetes, Boletales, Coniophoraceae.